Molecule: messenger RNA, 155 nt
Organism: Dentiscutata erythropus
Lineage: Eukaryota; Fungi; Glomeromycota; Glomeromycetes; Diversisporales; Gigasporaceae
Source: the annotation of a GenBank genome assembly
UUGAGGCUGAUAAGAAUGACAAGAUAGUUAAAGACCUUACAUGGCUUCUUUUUGAAAUAUCACUUGUACAUUCUGGUUUUAGUUUGGAAGAACCUUCAUUAUUAGCCAGCAGAAUUUUCAAGAUGAUUCAAUUAGGCCUUGAUAAUGGAAAUUAA